Molecule: messenger RNA, 1549 nt
Organism: Danio rerio (zebrafish)
Lineage: Eukaryota; Metazoa; Chordata; Actinopteri; Cypriniformes; Danionidae
Gene: itgb1b
Product: integrin, beta 1b
Biological process (GO): animal gross anatomical part developmental process; cell differentiation
Cellular component (GO): plasma membrane; lamellipodium; ruffle membrane
Source: RefSeq, marked validated
AAUCAGAUUGGCUGGAGGAAUGUCACUCGUCUCCUUGUGUUUUCCACGGACGCUGGAUUCCACUUUGCUGGAGACGGAAAACUGGGCGGCAUCGUGCUUCCUAAUGACGGGAAAUGCCAUCUGCAGGAUAACAUUUACACCAUGAGCCAUUACUAUGACUAUCCAUCCAUUGCACAUCUCGUUCAGAAACUGAGUGAAAACAACAUCCAGACCAUUUUUGCUGUAACCGAGGAGUUCCAGCCUGUUUACCAGGAGCUGAAAAACCUCAUUCCCAAGUCAGCAGUGGGAACGCUUACCUCCGACUCCAACAAUGUGAUCAAACUCAUUAUUGAUGCAUAUAAUUCUCUGUCCUCCGAGGUGAUUCUGGAAAACAGCAAGCUACCUGAAGGUGUGUCCAUCUCCUACGUCUCCCACUGCAAGAACGGAGUGAGUGGAACAGGAGAUAAUGGGAGAAAGUGCUCCAACAUCUCCAUUGGGGACGAGGUGGCAUUCGAGGUGGCGAUCACUGCAAAAGGCUGUCCUUUGAAUGGAAAGUCUGAGACCAUGAAGAUUAAACUGCUGGGCUUCACUGAGGAGGUGGAGGUCGUCCUCAACUUCAUCUGUGAAUGCGAGUGUCACAAAGAUGGGAUUAAAAACAGCCCAGUGUGUCAUUUUGGCAAUGGUACCCUGGAGUGUGGAGCGUGCAGGUGCAAUGAGGGACGCAUUGGCAGAGUUUGUGAAUGUAGCAAAGAUGAGGUGAGGACUGAAGAUUUGGACGCAAACUGUCGUAUGGAUAAUGGCACUGACAUCUGCAGCAACAACGGAGACUGCGUUUGUGGAACGUGCGAAUGCAAGAAAAGAGACAACCCUGAGGAGAGAUACAGUGGAAAGUUCUGCGAGUGCGACAACUUUAACUGCGAUCGCUCAAACAACAAGCUCUGUGGAGGUCACGGUCGGUGUGAUUGCAGAAAGUGUAUCUGUGAUGCUAACUACACCGGCAGCGCGUGCGACUGCUCUCUGGACACCUCCACCUGUCUGGCCAGCAAUAAACAGAUCUGUAACGGCCGCGGCAACUGUGAAUGCGGCGCCUGUAAAUGUACCGACACCAAGUUUCAGGGUCCGACUUGUGAAAUCUGCCCAACGUGCCCUGGAGUUUGUACUGAACACAAGGAUUGCGUCCAGUGCCGGGCAUUUGGUACCGGUGACAAGAAAGACACGUGCGAGGAGCAAUGCAGCUAUUUUACUAUGAAGGUCGUGAAAAAGAAAGAGGAUCUUCCUCAACCCAACGAUCAGCCCAUCAUCAAUCACUGCAAAGAGCGGGACGCCAACGACUGCUGGUUCUUCUUCACUUACGCCACCAGGAACGACAGCAGCGUUAUGGUCCACGUGGCCGAGGAGCUUGAGUGUCCCUCUGGCCCUGACAUCAUCCCUAUUGUAGCGGGUGUGGUCGCAGGAAUCGUUCUGAUAGGUUUAGCCCUUCUGCUCAUCUGGAAGCUGCUCAUGAUCAUUCAUGACCGCAGAGAGUUUGCCAAAUUCGAGAAGGAGAAGAUGAAUGCUAAGUGGGACGCGG